AUGGCCUGCCACCAACUAAACCUUAACCCCACUCCAACCAACCCACCACCCGCCUCCCCUGGCUCCCCCUCUAAAAUUCCCGACACUCUCUGCCCGGGCUAUAUAUCCACCAAUGGCGAGUGGAAGCUCAUAGACAAAUUGGGCGAAGGUAGCUUCGGCAUCUGCUUCAAAGCCGAACACACCACAAAGCCCGGCGUUUUCGCGGCCUUCAAGGUUUUGAAACUCAGAGGCGAUGCUCAAAAAGACCGACUAUUAACUAGGAGCUUCAAAGAAGAGUACAACGUAAUGGAGCGGAUCCAGAAAAAAGAUGCUUAUACACCUAAGGCCUAUGGCUUCACUUCCGAGGCGGGACGAUCGUGCAUCAUCAUGGAGUAUUUCGACCACAACAUGCUCACCAUCAAGGGCCACCGCCUCUUCGGUUUUGCCGCUAUCCGUGAAUACGCCCACGACAUUGCACAGUCACUCUAUGCCAUGCACUUUCAAGACGUGAAACCCGAUAACAUCCUCGUCCGUGAACCUCACAGCGACCCUUCUGAACGCACCGAACCCUUCGCACCCAUUGCCUUCCUCGCCGACUUUGGCACGGCCUCCUGGGACGUAUGUUCCACAGUUCGCAGGGACCCCAGCCUUGGGUGUGAUGGAACAGCGGUCUACACCAGCCCCGAGUGCUGGGUUCUGGGCGAGUCACAGCGUGCCCCGGCCGAUAUGUGGGCUAUGGGUAUGGCUCUCCUGUCUAGGUGGCUGGGGUACCAUCCGUUGGAUGAUUUUCUGGGAAGAGAUCGGAGUACGAGGGGGGCGAGAUUUUGUCUGUUGAUGCUUAAGGAGGGCUGGCUGGAAGAGGCGGGGUUCCUGGAAGGGAUGUCGAGAGAUAUGAGCUCCUUUUUCUCCUCCCUCCUCACCAUCUGCCCCCGCCGCCGCCUCACCGCUGAGCAAGCACUCUUCCACCCAUUUCUCACCACCACACGUCUUAACCGCCAACAACACAACAUGUUAAGACACGGCUGUCUCCUGCAUCCACUCCCAAUCCCCCCUGCCACCGUCAAGGCCAGCGUGGACUCAGACCGCAGCAUCCUCCCCGUCUCCUCACCCACCCCACACCCGGGCUCCAGACCUGUCAGCCCAUUCCACACGCCCACCAACAUAGAAAGAGCCCUUGUUGAUGCAAGCUUCAAGCUGGACAGCGGGCGCCUCCUCAAAGGGGCGGCCGUGGAGAACUGGUCGGCAGUACAGCUUUUUGUAAAUGGCCCCAACUGGGAUCGCGAUUACGUGUCGGAGCACGAAGAGGUGCUGGCUGGUAAUGCCCCGCUGAGGAAUAUUGAGAAUGCACCGUGGCAGCUGAACCCACCCAUUGGUGCUGUUCAGACGAGUGAUACACCAUCAGCGGGAGAUUCUGAACAUCUAAUGGCAGGGAGGGCGUCUCAGUCUACCCUCCGACCAUCAGAACAUGCCUCUCAGAUUCCGGCCGCGAGAGCCUCUCCAGGAGCACCACUGCGCCCUGUUAUGAACCGUACUACAGGCAUCAAGAAGAAGGCGAAGAAGCCGGCGACUCCAAAGCUCCAUGGUACCCGAGCCUUUACUAGGGCGCAGGAGCUUGUCCUAGUUGCGGCUGCGGAGGCUGCGAAACCGGCUGUUCGCCGCUCUGCAAGGAUUGCGGCUAAGAGGGGAACGAAGGGGGAGCAUGAUUAG
Morchella importuna is the source of this 1686-nucleotide messenger RNA. RefSeq lists its product as uncharacterized. The coding region runs from base 1 to 1686 and encodes 561 amino acids. Gene Ontology annotation, molecular function: protein serine/threonine kinase activity; ATP binding. Gene Ontology annotation, cellular component: cytoplasm. Lineage: Eukaryota; Fungi; Ascomycota; Pezizomycetes; Pezizales; Morchellaceae. The transcript is spliced from 5 exons. Gene Ontology annotation, biological process: protein phosphorylation. The record is from RefSeq and is a predicted model, not a curated record.